AUGGAUUUUGAAUUAGGUUCUGGCAGUCCCCCUUUUGAUGACCAAAGGGACAAUUAGCUCGAUGAGCUGCAGUCGGGCCCGAGUCAAAGUAUCUUGGCUAAUGUUGUUGCUGUUGAGCCUUCUGUCAAAGGCAGUGAUUUGAAUAGUGUCUCUGGUAGUGAGAGUAAUUUAAGUAUUGAUAGUAAUAAUGUUAGUCCUGCCAAUGAAGGCAACUUAGUUAAUGAACAAUUACCUAGUGCAAAUAAAGAAAGUGAUUUACAUAAUGGAAGUAAUGAUGGUGAAUUAAAUAAUGGCAACAAAGAAAGUGAAUUACAUAGUGGAAAUAAAGAAAGUGUAGUACAUAAUGAAAAUAGAGAAAGUGAAUUAAUUAGUGAAAUUAAUGAGAGUGAAUUACAUAGUGAAAGUAAUGUACCUUCUAAAACACCUGUACUGCAAAGUGGAAAUGUGGCUGUGGCUGAGCCAGUGGCAGAGCUGUGUAUGGCUAGCUCUGAGGAUGAUAGUGUCGACACUCUGCCAGAGUUGUCGUGCUGGACCAAGGUUAUUUCUAGGAAAUUGAAGCUCCAUAAGGAGCCGGCCAAAAAAGCUGUCAUCCCGAUUGUGGGUGGUGGGGUGCGGAAAAAAACCGCCCCUGUGCCUGUUGUGGGUACUCAGCGCAAAAAUGCGCCGAAUAUUGAGUCCAGAAGAUCCAGGUCUUCUUCUUAGCUCGUCUGUUCUUCUUUGCCUUCAUGGAGUUAACAUUAAUUACAGUUGACGCCAACGGGCUUUGCAGUGUUGAUAAACGUUCUGUUUUGGUUCAGUGGCUGCAUUCUCUUCCCACUGUUCCGGAUGUUGUUUGUAUGCAGGAGUAUCAUUGUGUUUCGUUGAAAGAGUGCCAGUCUUGGUUUCGGUCCUCGGGUUUUUCUUCAGUGGUUUCUCCGGGCUCUGGUUGGUCCUGUGGUUGUAUUGUUUUGUUUCAUAAUCCCCUUCUUUUGGUUAAUUCGUGGACUGUUACUGAUGGUCGUUUUCUUCAAUGUGAGUUCUUUUGUCAUAAUAGUAUUAUUCGUGUCGCUUGUGUUUAUGCCCCUAAUCGUAAUCCUGAACGGGAUGGUUUCUUUGCUGAUGUUUCGUCCCGUAUUGACCCGGCCAUCCCUACCUUUUUGUGCGGUGAUUUUAAUGCUGUUUUUGAUCGUCGCGUUGAUCGUUUUGGCUCUGCUCCUGAUGACACCUCGAGGGAGAGUUCCUCCACCCUUGCUCAUCUUUUUUCCUCUUGUUGUGUUGUGGACAUCUGGCGUCAGUUACAGCCCUCUGUUCCUGGCUUCACUUGGUCCAGGUGCGAUGGUCUUCGUUCCAGUCGAAUCGAUCUUAUUGGUUGCCCUUUUUCUUGGUUGUCGGUGGUUUCCUCUUGGACAUCGUUCCUUGUCCCUUCUCCGAUCGUUCUGCCGUUUUGCUUUCGUCCUCGGUUCCUCAGGCUGCCCCGUUGGGUUCUGGCCUUUGGAAGCUAA
Porites lobata is the source of this 1481-nucleotide messenger RNA. Lineage: Eukaryota; Metazoa; Cnidaria; Anthozoa; Scleractinia; Poritidae. The record is from the annotation of a GenBank genome assembly.